Molecule: messenger RNA, 15276 nt
Organism: Sus scrofa (pig)
Lineage: Eukaryota; Metazoa; Chordata; Mammalia; Artiodactyla; Suidae
Gene: SAMD5
Product: sterile alpha motif domain containing 5
Molecular function (GO): protein binding
Source: RefSeq, a predicted model, not a curated record
CGGAGCGGAGCGGCUCGCCCAGCCAACAGUGCCUGCGAGCUCCAGGCUGCUUGGGGAAUUCACUUUACCGCUUUGCAGCUUCUCCCUCCUCAGGCUUCUUCUGAUGGCUUUCUGUCUCCGGCCCUGUCCUUUUCUUUAAAAGGAAAACUUUACUGAGAUUUCUUUUUCCCCUUGGAGGAGAGGAUUAAAAGUUCUCAGAACUGGUGCAGCCAGUGCCUCUCGGGCGCUGGGAGGGUGUUUGCCGGUGGGGUUCCAGUUCCACCAUGUGCACCAACAUAGUUUACGAGUGGCUGAAAGCGCUGCAGCUCCCGCAGUACGCGGAGUCCUUCGUGGAUAACGGCUAUGAUGACCUGGAGGUGUGCAAGCAGAUCGGGGACCCGGACCUGGACGCCAUCGGGGUGCUGGCGCCCGCGCACCGCCGCCGCAUCCUGGAAGCCGUGCGCCGGCUGCGGGAGCAGGACGCUGCUGCCGCCGGCCUCUAUUUCACGCUAGAGCCGCAGCCGCCGCCGGUGCCUCCCGGGCCACCCGCGGUCUCCGUCCCCACCCGCCGCCGGGGGGAGCCCUGCAGCGGCCCGACCCAGGGCCCCCGCGGGGACCCGCGCAGCCAGACGACCGCCCCUCGCGGCAGGGAGCUGGUGAGCUACCCCAAACUGAAGCUGAAGAUCAUGAUCAGGGACAAACUCGUCCGGGACGGCAUCCACCUGAGCAAGCCCCCGUACUCCCGCAAGGUCCCAAUGGCUGGCAUCCUAGCGUACUUAAUGAAUUGGCCGAAGUCAUCACAGAACCGCUAGAUAUCAUUUUUGAGAACCCGUGGAGGACUGAUGAGGUGCCUGAAGACUGGAAAAGGGCAUAUUUAGAACCUUCUUUCAAAAAGGGAGAUGGAUGAUGACCAUGGAUAUACUCAUCAGCUUAACUUUUUGCUUGGAAAAAUUCUGGAAUAAUCAACCUAGUUCAUUGGGUAACAAACUGACAAUAGCUAGAGAAAAGGCAGUGAAAUAUCACACACAAGGAAGUACUGAGUUCAUGUUUUAAAGAUACACCAUUGUAAUGUUGGGAUUCUGCUUGUUUUGGAAUUCUGUCCCCCAUACUACGGCUUCUUCACAAAAGUAAAUGAAGGUAGCUAAGCAUUUGGGUACUGACUUAGUUUUUUAUUACUUAAUGAACUUUAUUGCAUUUAUAGGUGUACAACAAUCAUCACAACCAAAUUUUAUAGCGUUUCCAUGUUUAAGUGUAAUAUAAGACCAAAAGUUUUCUGCCAUUAGCUAGGCAUUACAUCAUUUCCAAAAUGAUCUUUCACUUGAGUAUAGUCAUUUUAUUAUUUUAAUUUUUUCGACUGCUCCCGAGGCAUGCAGAAGUUCCCAGGCCAGGGAUCACAUCCUAGCCACAGCAGUGACAACACUGGAUCCUUAACCCACUGAACUACCAGGGAACUCUGAAAAUAAUCACUUAAAUUUUGUAUCUUAACAUAUUUUUUUUUUUUGGAGUUCCCGUAGUGGCUCAGCAGAAAGGAAUCUGACUAGUAUCCAUGAGGACACAGGUUCAAUCCCUGGCCUCGCUCAGCGGGUUGAGGAUCCAGUGUUGCUGUGAGCUGUGAUGUAGGUCACAGACACGGCUUAGAUCUGGCGUUGCUGUGGCUGUGGUGUAGGCUGGAAGCUAUAGCUCCAAUUCGAUCCCUAGCCCGGGAACACCCAUGUGCUGCAGGUGCAGCCCUAAAAAAGAAAAGCAAAAAAUGAACAAAAAAACAUAUUUUUUUUUCGUUUCAUAUAGGAUUGUGUUUUAUAGGUUGGAUAUUUUAUGUAAUUCAAUAUAGAGUAGUUUGGUGAAGGAAUUCUUGUUUUAAGGUGCUUUAUAUAGUUAUUUCAUACAUAGGUACAGUGAUAAAAGCUGAUGAACUACUGAAUAUGAGCAAAGGAAGAACCUUUUUUCUAACUUCUCUUUUAAAAUUUAAUCAGGCUGAAGUUUAGUGUUAGGACCUGUACAAGUGUCUUAUUCUGAUGUACAUUGAGCAAGAGCCAGCUGUGUAACUUGAUGGCUAGUUUUCUUCACCCCUGACACUGCCACACUGGCCACUGUCACACCUCCCUCCCCAAAUUAUGACUUCAGGCCUUCGGGCAGCAAGGAAUGCCCAUUGGGCAUUAAGAGCCCCAUAUCUCCAAAAACGAGAGAAGAAGGAGGUGGGGGGAGGAAAUUAAGAUGAGGUUUUCUUUCUUGCCUUUUUUUUUAGUGCCUCACCUGCAGCACAUAGAGGUUCCCAGGCUACGGGUCUAAUCGGAACUACAGCUGCUGGCCUACACCAGAGCCACAGCAAUGCCAGAUCUGAGGCAUGUCUGUGACCUACACCACAGCUCACGACCUAUACCACAGCUCAUGGCAACACUGGAUCCUUAACCCACUGAGCAAGGCCAGGAAUCAAACCCACAACCUCAUGGUUCCUAGUCAGAUUUAUUUCCACUGUGCCAUGAUGAGAACUCCAAGAGGUUUUCUAAUUCCCACUGUUCUUGUCUUUGAAUGUUGGCAGCUUUAUUUUCUGCUUAGAAAAUACAACCAUACAGACAGGACCAAAAACUUAGUUAAAAGGUGAUCUGAGCAGAUCAAGCAGCUGGACAGUACUGUAUUCCAGAAUCUUCCCUGUACUUACUCCUCAGAAGUAAGUAAGAGAUGUAUGUUUACAUGACAUGGUGAUGCUCAAGAGUAGGGAACUCUCAAAGAAAAAGAAAUUUGCAUUUAUUUCUCCCUUGUGUAUACCGGUCCCUAGGAAUGGGUUACAGUGAUAUUAUCACAAUACUGCUUUAAAAAUCUAAAAUGUGUAUAUAGUUUAGCUACUUCUAGAGGGACACUGGGUAAAAUAAGUCUCAUUCUUAAGUACAGAGGCAAGGAAAUUAAGCUCUCAAAGCAUGUAUACAUUGUCUUUUAAACUUCAUAUUAGAGCUCGUAGUUUUGUAAGAAUUACACUCUGAUCAACCUUUCAUCAUUUUUUUUUCAAGUGAACUAGAGUCUUUAAAAUUUCCAAGUUAGUUUUUUUUUUUUUUAAGGAGUGGGGGUGUCUACAGAUUAUAGAUAUAAUUUAUUGUGAUAACAAAUGGCUUCCUGUUCGAGACCUCAUUUCCAGGUGCAGCAUCUGUGGCAGAUUUAUUUCACAGAUGUACAUGUAUAUGCAUUUGUUGAACUGUUAGUAGAAAGGACUCGGUUUCUGAAAAAUCUAUUAUUUUCACGCUGGGCAUUAUGAUACACUCUACUGCAACCAAAAAGGGGGUUCCUCGGUCAUGUCAAGUUUUCUAUCUGUAUAAUGUCUAGCUUCAAUUAUUUUGCCAAAUUUAAAUCUUCUUUCUGUGUCUGCUGUUGGAGUUUGAAAAUAAUAACCCUCUGCCAAAAUUAAGAGGCACAAUCUCGAACAGUGAAACAGCCAAUGAAUAUUAAAGACUUCCUCCCUAAAGCUAGAGGAAGCAAACUUUAAAAUAAGCAGAGAACUAUUCAAGCAAGCGCAUUAAUUCCUUUUCAUUAAUGAAGAUGAGGUAAGAGUUAGAAUAUAAGAUGUAAGAGAAAGAUGAAUUGUGUUUGGAGGUAAUUACGCUCAAUAAGAGUAAUUUUUUUCACAGUGUUUUUUCCUUUAUCGAAUAUUCAUAAUAUCCUUAAUUUUUUAAGACAAAGGAAAUUGCUGAGGGACAAAUAUAUUAUCAAAACUGGAGGAUUAUCUUGAUUUUGUGUUUCCUAAAAUAUCAAGAGAGGUUUGUUAUAGACUUUUACUUCUUAAUACUGAGGAAUUGGCAGGAUUAUAGCAAAGUGUUCUUCAUUUCAUUAAAAACUUUUUUUUGGGGAAGUGAAGGAAGAUUUUACUCACAUGUUUCUUGGCAUAGGGAAUGCAUAAUUUAAGGGCUUCUUCCUCACCAAAGGAAUUUACAGUAACAUAGAAAAGCUGUACUCACGCAAUUUCUCAGUCCAGAGAAAUUUACAGCAUCUUGCGUUGUAGAAUUAAUGACCAAAACAAUACGUUGUUAUUUGGGAGUCCCUCAGAUCUGCUUUGAAAUUCCAGGAUCACAUGGAUUGCUCUUCCUGCGGUGUAUCAGCUAAGAGCAUCGGCUAUAGUGUAGCAUGGGGAAUGAUUUUGAACACGUCUUAAACUUAUCAAAGCUUUUUAAUCCUUGUCCUUGAAAUGGGAAGAAUAAAUACCCUGCCAUAGUUCUUGAGAAACUUAAGAGUUCUGCAAUAUACACCCACCCAGUUCUUGGCUUGGUGUUGGAUGCAUAGUAGGUUCGCAGUGCCUCACUUCUUUCCCUGCAUCUUUUUCCUCUCAUAUGAGAGAGACUGCCUUAAAGCUGACUCGAACACUCAGGCAUAAAUAGACAUGUUCUUAUUACUGCCUUAAACUCAGUAUGAGGCCCUUUGCUUUCUUUUAGGAAGGAUAAACCAAGGUUCCUGUGACUUGCCCAUGGUAGAAGUUAAGUGUUUAUUGAUCGAAUAAAAAGAACAUGAUUUUUAAGAACAGUGAGCAAUCCUAAGGCCAGGACUUUUCAAUGCCGAAAUAGUCACAGAGACACACAUAACAGUAUUCCUUUAAGUUGCCUCUUUUUUUUUUUUUUUCUUUUUAGGGCCACACCUGUGGCAUAUGGAAGUUCUCAGGCUAGGGGUCGAAUCAGAACUGCAGCUGGCAGUCUAUGCCACAGCCACAGCAACACCAGAGCCAAGCCACUUCUGCGUCUACACCAUAGCUUGCAGCAAUGCCAGAUCCUUUACCCACUGAGUGAGGCCUGGAUUCGAACCCAUGUCCUCACGGACACUGUGUUGUGUUCUUAACCUGCUGAGCCAAAGUGGGUACUCCUAAGUUGCCUCUUUCUAUAAAAACUUUAGAUUUAUAAAUUUGGCAUACAAAUUAGUGAGUGGUGUGUGAUUUUUCCUCUGAUUUUAUGACUGUGAUUUACAAGUUAGGCGUGCCAGUGGGCAUUCUCCCAUAGCCUUUUCUGUGGUGGAUCCAGCCAAGACAAGAAGCCGAUAAUGGUCGAUCAACAGACUCUUUUUCUCUGUGAAGAGAAACCAGAUGUGCCAGUGACAGGAUGCACCUGCCUGUCUGGAUCAUCCUCCGUGAAGAGCGUGGGCGUUGUAAACAGGACCCUUGCACGGGCCCUGGAGGAUGACACACAGGAAGACUGAAGAAAAUGAAAUUCUUGGACAAGAUGGUUCAUUCUUACAUGUAAUAUGUAAUUACAUGCCAAACAGGCAGGUGGAAGAUUGCUGAAUUUCAAAGUAAAUGAGGACUAAAGAGCAGAAAAUUGUAUCCUGAGACACCUGUAAGAAAUGAGCAAGAACUUCACCUUAAAAAUAACCACUUCUCGGGAGUUCCCUGGUGGCUUAGCAGGUUAAGGAUCUGGUGUUGUCACUGUCGUGGCUCAGGUUCUGUCCCUGACCAGGGAACUUACGCAUGCUGCAGGCGUGGCCAAAAAAAAAAAAAAAAAAAAAAAAGCCAAGCCCAAUUCUCCAUUUAGACCUAGGGCCAAGUAACAGGGAAUUCUUAAAAGAGACAAGCUGAUGACUUGUGCUUAGAAUAAAGCCGACAUAGAUGCUGUAGUAAAUUAAGUUGUGCAGGGCAAAGGGAAUCAGUGAGGCUUUUGCCCAUACAUUUUCUAAUUUCAUUCUUAUUAAUGGUCCCAGUGGUCAUCAAUUAAGUAUUCUUACAUCAGAUGUUUUACACUAUCAGAUUCUUCGAUUAGAAAACCCUCUUCAGCUUUCUAUUCUUAAUCUCUGAGGGGAUAAAAUCAAAUUACUUUCUAUUCCAUGAUUACUAUUUUAGAUAUUUCCAUAAAAGGCAAAAAAAAAAAAAAAGCUAGAAUGGUAGUUCUGAAAAACAAAUAACAUAACAUUUUAAAAAAACUUAUGAUUCCUUCUGGUUUAAUGUUUGUAUAUAAUUUGAAGUAAAAGUCCAAAUUCAUCUUACCAAUGUGGAUAUUUAAUUGUAUCAGCAUGAUUUGGAGUAAUAAAUAUUGUUUCUCAAUUAAAAAAAAAACUUAUCCAAAUACAUAUUUUCUUUUAAAUUGCUUAAAUACUCAAAUGAAGUUUCAUUUUUUUUAUUGUUAUUGGUAAAAGCUAACGUUUAGAGGAAAAUGAGAGGUUAAAUUCUACCUCAGGAGCUCGGCGGUAUUUUUUUCUUUUUGGACAGUUUGGCCAAAAUUUCUUCCACUGGAACAAAAGGAAAAAAGUUGCUAUUAAACAUUGUUUGAGAUGAGAAAUGUCUCUUACAGAUGUACUCCGUAUCAUGCCCUUUGUCAGAUGAAUUUUCCCUUGUUGUUUCAAAGAAUGAAAUGUGUUGAAUAUCUUUGAGGGGACGAUGGUAUACUGACUGGGGCAAAUGUUAAAAAUUCAGAUGUUUAUGGAAGUUGCUACCUUGCUUCUGAGCUGGACAAUAUUCAUAGAUGCUCUGUGGGUCCCUGAAACAUUAGUCUUUGAAAAGUUCUGCCCACACGGAAUUGUGUGCAGGGGCCUGCAGAAUCACCUUGUGCCCAUCUAAGUGAUAGAGCAGAGGUUCCUCCUAAACCAAAGUUGCAGUGUGGUUUUGUGCAUGCAUUUGCAAUUGACACCUUUUGCCUUUCAGUGACUUUUUAGAAGGGACUGUGGGAGAAGGCACUGUGGAAAGUGGAGUUGGAACCGCGUUAUGAACCCUGGAAUGUACGCCCAGGCAGUGUUGUGAUUUGCAGACAUAUGUCCUCUGUUCAAUAAAUGCUACAGCUUUCACAGCAGUUCCGCCUUGGCUCUUUUGUGAGUCGUUUACAUUUCGAUGAAUGGGGUAGAGUAUGUACGUUAUUUAAAUGGACAGUAUAUAAAUGUUUUUGGUCCUAGGGCAUUAUGGUUUGCAUGGGAAAUCAGAGUGCUAACUCAGAAGAGGGGAGGAAAGCCAAGCUCCCCACAUGGCAUGCAAAAUUCAGAUAAAUGGCUAAUGCAGUUUGCUUGGGUGCUUUUGUGUGAUGGGUGUGUAUGUGUAAGUGGUGGGCUUUCUCCCUUCUCCCCCCACCCCACUUUUGAAUUUUGAGAGUGAUAUAUACAAUUCUGUGAUGGUAAUUGUGGCCCUGCUCCCCCCCGCCCCCAGUGGGAGGUGGGACAAAGUAGGCAGUAAGAGGGGACAUAUGUGGAAUUUCUUUGCAUAGGAUCCUGCUGUGGCUCCCAUACUCCCUGAAUCUCCAUGACCCAAAGGUGGUUGCGAUUCUGCUAUAGGUCAAGUGGAAUCUCAGGGGUCAUGAGAAAUUCUGUUGUUUAGGAUUUGACGUAUAAUAUACAUGUAUGAUUUGUAUAUUAAGAUUUCAAUCCCAGCCUUAACACUUUCUGCCUUCAGGACCUUGAGCAAAUGGAAUAAUCGUUGCAAAUGUUUGGCACAAUAAUUAGCACAUGCUUGGCAACAUCUCAAACAUGAAGUCAAAGAAGUUUUUCAAUAGUGUUUUGGGUUCUGUAUAAAUGACAUCCUGUGAUAUGUUUGGAUGAGGAUGAAUAGCUGUUUCGCUUCGUGCUGAAUAUGAGAAGAAAGUAAAUUUAAAGCAAGGAAGAUGCGGAGGAAGUAUUAGGAAGAAAUACGUAAAAUUUUUAUUUUUAGAAAUGAAAAGGGACCUGAGGAUGACCCAGACAGAUUCAGAAGUUGUGUCAUUAGGACACUAAGGGACCCAAAGUGUGUGGCGCACCUCCUGUGACAUUGGCUGGUGAUGGACAGUUGAGGAUUUCCUAGGUCCUCUAAUCCUGGCCUUUUGUCCGAUGUCAGAUCCUAGACAGUAAACUUAAAGGGAUUUGUGGCAUCCUCAAAAAAAGUGCCAGCUUUCUAGACUGGCCUUAAUUUCAGCUUAGGUUCGUGGUUUUCAAGACCUAGCCUUAGAAUGCUUUUGUUCAUAAACUAAAGCUCCUGCCAGCCCCAGGGUUCUGCAGGGGCCAGCAUUUUGGUAAGAAAAUGUAAUCUUGGAGCUCCCAUUGUGGCUCAGUGGGUUAGGAAUCCAACUAGUGCUUGUGAGGAUGUGGGUUUGAUCCCUGACCUCACUCUGUGGGUUAAGGAUCUGGCACUGGGCAAGCUGUGGCAUAGUUUGCAGAUGCAGCUUGGAGCUGCAAUGCCGAGGCUGUGGUGUAGGCCUGCGGCUGCAGCUCUGAUUCAAUCCCUAGCCUGGGAACUUCCAUAUGCGGCAGGUGCAGCCUUUAGAAGUACAACAAAACCAAACAAAAAAAGGUCAUCUUUCAGCUCUAAAAUCUCAUGCCUCACAUCUUCUGUGAUCUCUCAGGCAUAUUUAGAAAAGUCCAUAAUGUUGGUUGGCAGCAUUAAAAUGCAUUUUUUAAAAAGGGGAAAUUUGAGCAUGCAGCUGAGAUCCCAAGUAAGGAACGUUUGACAAAGAAGAGGAUGGUUUGUGUCAUUAAUAAAAAUCACUUCACCUAAGGCAGCCUUUAAAAUCUGUCAACCGAAUCUGGGAAAUGAAUACCUUUUAGUCUCAUUCCAGGCCAUAUGCUGCUCCACUGAGGAUUUUUUAAUUCAAAAGAGAAAUCUUGAACAAUUUUAAGUGAAAAACUCACUCCUUCCCCACGCUAGAGUUACUCUGAGGACAGAGUCUGUGCAUAUAAUUAUGGACACUUUCUGGGCAGCUUUCUCUACUUUAUUAUAUCCAUGUACCAUUAACAGGAUGUCUGCAGAAUCUCAUCUGUCUCUUGCUUGAAUACUAAGCCCCAAUCGUGAAUUAUAUAUGCAUUUAGUGUGUGUUCUUUUACAUCUGUUGGGCUCCAUCAAUUUAACUUCAGGUUCAUUUUGGAACUAAGUCAGUCUACCUAAUAGUGUGGGCAAAAAUAGCUGUUUUGAGUGAAGAAUAUACAUUUAUUGUUCCCCUAAAUCCUGACCUAUAAAUCAGAAGCCCUGAUCCAACCCAGUCUUGGUUUUCCUGGUGAGUAGCUGUCUAAACACUUCCUCUACCUCUUCACUGCUCUUAGGUCUGUAAAAGAGUCCAGUGGGGACAGUGUUACCUAAACCUGCCCUGUGAAAAGUUUGGAAAACUGAAGGUAUCUGGGAAUAAUGUCAUGUCCUCUACAAGAGAGUCACAGAGCAAUAUGGUCUGGUUUUCACUACAACCUCCUGGGGCUGUGAACGUAUCUGGUUCGCCCCCUCGCCGGAUGUUGCCUGCUUAGUGCUUCCGUAGUUCUGGUGUAUUUCCUGGCACAUUGUAGGUGCUCAAUAAUAUUGUCGAAUGAAUGAAGAACCAAGGGAACUUUCCCACAUGCCUGAGGAUGCUGAAUCCUGAAGUUGUAUCACUUUUUCUACCAGGGUAUUUCCUGGUCUCAGAGACCUUGCAGGAAUUCGAUGGCUUUUGGGUUUCAAAGAAUAUGCCUUUCACUCUCAGACUCGGGAAACCAAAUUUCUCUUUAUCACAAGUUCACCUUGGGGUGUGAUUUUGUUUUUAUUAAGUCCUCUGGUGUCUCUGUUUUCUUUUGUAUAAAACUCUAAAUGCAAAUAUUUGAUAAAAUAAAAAUUUACAUGCUCAUUUAGGUUUUCUUUUACAGAAAUGUGUUAAAUAUUGUAAUUUGAUGGCAUCUGAAAGCACUAAAAUGGCACACUGUUUGAAUUAUGAUUUUAUUUUGGUUGUAUUUUCCUAACUUGAAGGGUGAGAGGGAUAAUUAAUUGUUCUUGCAAUUAAAACUAAUAAAAGAUCAAUCUAUUCUUGCAAUUAAAGCUAAUCAAACUAUGAUGAGUGUACUUAUCAUAUGUAUGCUAGUGUAUAGUGCUAGCAGACAAAAUACAAAGAUAUUUUGAUAGCCCAUUCUACACAAACAGUAACUUCCUUCUUUAGUUGCAUUUUGGACACACCACCUUCUAGAUAUGUGUAAUAUAAAUAUAUGACCCAUGAUUUUGUCCCUGGAUAUAAUUAUUUCUUCCCUAAAGAUUACUUUUAUAGCAAAGGCAAAAGAGAAAAAAAAAAAAAGAGUGGCGUGAUUAAGAAUAGUCAGUCUAGGGUCAUUCAGUCUGUCUCCCAGAGAGCCCCAAGAAUUAUAAUCGCUUGAUCUAGAAGGAAACUUGUAACACUACAGUGACCACAUGCCUUGUCUUUCUUUUGUUCUGCUAAAAUGUGUGCAUUCCAUGGAAGGAGGGAAAGAGUAUUAAGGCUUUGGAAGCACAAAGACGUGGAUGCAAAUUCCGAUUCCCCAUGCCUGGCCAAGUGACCUUAGGUGGGUUACUCAACUCUUUCUGGACUGUUUUGUCAUCUGAAAAGGGAGGUUAAUAAAACUCCCUCCAAGAGGUCUUGUAGAAAUUGAACAAACUGGAGUUCCCACUGUGGUGCAAUGGAAUCUGCGGGGUCUUGAGUGCUGGGACACAGGUUCGAACCCAAGCUGGACACAGUGGGUUGAGGAUCUGGCAUGGCUGCAUCUGGUGUAGGUCACAACUGCGACCUCAGAUCCUGCUGCUCAGAUCUGAUCCCUGGCCCAGGAACUCUAUACGCCUCGGGGAGACCAAAAAAGAAAAAAGAGGGAAAAAAAAGAAAUUGAGCAAACUAACUUCUUGGAUAAUUGAUAGAAGGUCUCACGUUGAAGGAACACAAGUCCUUCCUACUGAUCAGGUAGGCAGUAUUGGCAGGUAGGAAGUGGAGAGGUAGGACGUAGAAGAAAGAUUUGUGACUCAUGAACUAAAGUUGUUUUCCAAAUCGAUUAGAAAAAAGCUCGUGUUCUUCAUUACAGACAACAUUAAAACAUAAAGUUGCCGACACGUAAAAGGACAUUUAAUACGGUGCCUAGGACAGAACGAAGCACUUCCCAUGCAUGUUCUCAUUUAAUCUUCCCGACCACCCCAUGAGGUAGAUGUGUUUUUUGGGGUUUUGGCCGUGGUGUGAUAUGGGAUCUCAGUUCCCAGACCAGGGAUUGAACCUGGGCCGCAGCAGUGAAAAUCCUAACUGCUCCACCACCAUGAACUCCCCAUGAGGAAGAUGUGAUCAUUAUUUGCAUUCUUCAGCUGAGGAAACUGAAGUAAAGGUGGGUUUGGGGCCGGAGUUCCCAUUAUGUCUCAGUGGUAACAAACCCAACUAGUAUCCAUGAGGACUCGGGUUCAAUCUCUGGCCUCACUCAGUGUGUUAAGGAUCUGGUGUUGCCGUGAGCUGCAGUAUAGGUUGUAGACACAGUUCAGAUGUGGCUUUGUUGUGGCGGUGGCAUAGUCCGGCAUCUGUAGCUCUGAUUCAACUCCUAGUCUGGGAACUUCCACAUGCCAUGGAUGUGGCCCUAAAAAAAAAAAAAAAAAAAAAGACAAAAUAAAGAGAGAGAGAGCUGGGUUUUUGGAAAUUUACCUAAGACCAUGCAGCAAGUAACCAGGAGAGCUGGAAUUUGAAUCUCCGCAGAAGCCUGUCCUUUUAGCCUUGAUGUUUGGUUUAUGGGGCGAAAUUAUUGUGAGACCGAAUAUAAGAGCCAUAAAUUAAAAAGUAGGAGGGCAGACAGACGGAGGAGAGUAGGGUUUAUCAUAAAAGAAGGAGUGCUUGAAGGGUCAGGAGACAGGGUGAAGAAGGUGCGAAAUACACCUGCAAGUCUAAGGUGCCAUAGAGGUAAGACCACUAGUGAGCAUCCAAGAAAGAAGAAAUGUUCAACUAGUACCUGAUACUGCUUUUCGUUUAAGACUUUUCUUUUCAACUUAUUGACAGCGCCGUCUUAGACUUCCUUAUACAUGAUGUUGAUGGUUUAUCAUUCAGAUGUGCAUAACUCUAAAAGUUAAGCUAAGUAAGCAUGAGGCAAGCCUUCAGCGUUUUUCUAGGUAGAUUCUUCUGAGUCACUUUUGGACUCAGGUCUGUCCUCACAGUGUCAUCCUGUGGCCAGGAGGUGGCUAAUGCACCUGUCUGAAGGCGCCGCCUCUGUCAUCUCUGGAUUUCCUCCAUCCCUCCUGUCAGUUUAGAUGCUGGUGCUAUCUUGAUCUUACCUGCAGGUGUCUGCAGAUUUCCCGACAGCGUCUCAUUCUUUCUUCAAAUGGUCACUAAAUGGUUUCUCAGCGGAAAUGUGGGCUUGCGGCUCUGCAGCUGUGCCACCAGCAAUGGUAUCUGCAUUUGCACAUGUGUAUCUGGUGGCGGCUGUAUUGCUAGGCACCAUCAGAAUCAACUCUGGCUCCCUCCUCCCCUGUUGUUCUCCACCCCAGUGUCAUCAUGUUGAAAUGCGACAUGUGCACAUUCAAACCCAUGAAGUAUUCUUGUAUGUCAAGUCACAAGGACAAUAUAACCUCCCAACUCACUUUACUUUCUGACCCUCUACUUUGUUGAUAGUUAGGUAUUAGUAGUUUUGCCUGUAACAACUUUAGACUCAAUAAGAAAUUCUUUUGGAUUUUUUAGUAGUUGAGUCUACGCUAAUAUUAUUGUCCAGUGGCUCCUUGACCUGCUUUAACCUAUAGUCACAUAAUACAUAUUGGCACAUUUGGCUUACUAUGUAUUUCAUGGGGAUCUCUGGCUCAGGGAGAGCCUUUAAACAGUGCUUUAAAUAUUAUUUUAUAGAAUUUAGCACCUUCCCCCAUGGAAUAAUAAUAACUUUUUAUUUUUAUUUUGAGUACUUUAAUAACGAUGCCCAUUACAGAGUCCACCAUCAUAACACCAAUGCACCUGCCCCCUAUUUGAAGCAGGAGUUUGUUCUCAUUAAUGCUUCAGAGUAAGAAAUCCUCUAUCUUGUAAUUAGAAUUCUGAGUGGCAGCUCCUGAUUACUAUUUGAUCCCUAAAUAUUAGAACCCUGUGAAAAUACUUGACGUUUCCAAAUAUCUUCAGGAGCUACCGGGCUCCCAUUCCUUGUGCUCAGCGUAUACAUGGUCAGGUGGGAAGAGGGUGGAGCCUUGGGACCAGGGAGAGAGGAACAUGGAACUCCCUAAUGAAUGGCCUUGGUGAAAAAAAAAUACCAAGUAUUUUCACCAGUCAGAGCAAAAGCUGAAUACAAAUUGCAUUUAAUCCUUAUAAUAACCCAAUAAAGUAAUUGCUAUUACUGCUCCAUUUUACAGGUGGGGAAACUAAGACUCAGAGAGUUAAGUUCCUUAGGACCUUCAUUGCACGUCUUUUAUCCUACAUGUCUUUAGAUUUAUUAAAGAUAUGCUUGUGAUCCUUAGCUGUACCCCGAGAAUACACUGCAUAUAUCAGGUACCUCGAAACGAAGACCAGUUUUAUUACGCUGGCUUUUAAUUGCCUUUCUCCUCCUCCAUGCAUGUGCUAAGGCGUAAUAAUUUGCCAUUUGAAUCUCCUUAUACAUUCUGAGCGGAGAGUAAACACUUUGGAAUUAUUGAAGCCCCCCACCCCCUGUCAUUUUCUAUUAUGCAAAUUGAUUCUUUUUGUUUUAAGUCAUCGAUAAUCUUUAACUUAUUUUUAACUUAGAAAAGCCAGUAAGCAGUUUCAUACCCAGGUCCAAACAUUUCCAAAUGUUUGUGAAUAUUCUCCAUGAUGUCUAAACUGAAGUAUUUAGUGAUCAAAUAUUUUUUAGUGGACCUUUGGUUGGGAAAACCUAGUACCUUCUGUACUUUGAAUGAACCAAUAGAUACACGAUAAGCUAUAACUUCCAAUGGCUCUCAUCUUGAUAAAAUCCCGGUCUUAGCGUUAGAAAUAUUCCCUUUAAAAAAUUACUUCCUUGCCCCCACCAAAUACAAAACAGAACAGUAUUUCUAUACAUGUUAAGACAAAGAAGUGGAGUUCCCUGGUGGCCCAGCGGUUAAGGAUUUGACAUUGUCAUUGCUGUGGUGAGGGUUCGAUCCCUGGCCUGAGAACUUUCGUAUGCUGCAGGCCCAGCCAAAAUAAAAUAAAAUAGAAUUAGGGUGAUUUCUAAUUUAAAAAAAGACAAGCUCAUUCAAACAUUUGAUAGAUGUUAUCGAUUAAGACAUAGUUUAAGAAACAUUAAAACUGUUGCCUAAAAUUUUUGAGCCUGUCUUCUUUCCUUCUUUCUUUUUCUCUCUCCCUUUCUUGGAACUGACAGCAAAAUGAAUCAAAUAUAUCUCUUUUAGCCCACAAGUCCUAUUCAUCUGCUUUUAUUUAUCUAUGCUUUAAUCUCCUUCCAAGUACAUUUGAAGAAUAAGUAAAUAUAUUUUCUGAAAACCUUGGCACAUUUCCUAGAUUUGGGAGGUGUCAGGAAAGGGUUGGCAAAAAAGUGAUUUUUGAAUGAAAAAUUAAAUCUCUACUUAGAUUUAAAAUCUCCAGAGACAUCAUUGAUAUAAACCAAAGUAGCCAUUUUCAGUGAGGAAAAUAGCCAGGGUGUAUGUGAUUUUGAUGAAUGCGCUUCAAAAAAGCACAUAGCAACUGAAUAUACAUAUAAAUCUAGUGUUUAGUGUUUUUAUAACACAAAUCAUAGUGUAAUCUCAAGCAAUAAUUGGAAAAGAAUAAACCAGUGAGGGCUUCUAACAUGGAGUAUACUAUUUAAAAAGUCCAGAGUUCCCAUCGUGGCUCAGCAGUACCGAACCCGACCAGGAUCCAUGAGGAUACAGGUUCAAUCCCUGGCCUCGCUCAGGGGGUUAAGGAUCCAGCAGUGCUGUGAAUUAUGGUGUAGGUCGAAGAUGUAGUUUGGAUCCUGUGUUGCUGUGGCUGUGGUGUAGGCUGAGCUCCGAUUCUACCCCAGCCUGGGAACUCCUUACGCCAUAGGUGCGGCCCUAAAAAAGCGAAAAAUGAAAAAAUUAAAAAGCCCAAUCUAUCAAAAUGAUACAUCUGUUAAAUGCAAUGUUACGAAUCAGGCAAAGCCUCUGACUGUAUCAUACUACGGAGAGAAGUUGGAACACAUUUAUAAAGCCCACUUCCUGGAAUGACAUGAGGGAGGCCAAGCAAGCGGUGUAGGUAACUUUACAUCUGAAGUUUAUUGCCCCUCGACUUUAUAGCUUUUUUGAAUCUUGCCUUUAGAUUUUUUUUGACUCUUAUUAAUAUUUGCCUAAAGUUUAAUCAUUUUGAUACUCUGCUGCUUAAUUGUGGUGUUAGUAGACUGUUUGGGGUCUACUUAUAUAUAAUUUACCUGACUUUAUAAACAGUAAAUGAUGUUGAGCACCUAAAAUGCCAUGCCCAUUUUCAUCCCCACCUCCCCAGAGAAGCAUGCCCUUAAGUUAAGAGGGUAACCUGGAGUUCCUGUUGUGGCUCAGUGGUUAACGAAUCCGACCAGGAACCAUGAGGUUGCGGGUUUGACCCCUGGCCUUGCUCAGUGGGUUAAGGAUCCGGCGUUGCUGUGAGCUGUGGUGUAGGUUGUAGACGCAGCUCGGAUCCUGUGUUGCUGUGGCUGUGGUGUAGGCCGGUGGCUACAGCUCUGAUUAGACCCCUAGCCUGGGAACCUCUGUAUGCCCCAGGAACGGCCCAAGAAAUGGCAAAAAGCCAAAAA